GGUACUACCUGAUGCGAACGAUGAGCUUCAAUUCGUUAUUUGCCGUGCAUGCCGUACAUAAUUUAUUUCAUACGGGAACUGUGUGGGACACGUAAAAAAAAUCGAUCCGGUUACCGGGUCUACUAGUGGACCCGAUAGAAUUUUGUUUACCACAUUUAUUAGUAUUUUAUUUGAAUUUUAUCAAAUAUAUCUAAUAAAUCAUGUUAACUGGUGGCUUCUAAUAAAUUUUAUUUACUGAUAAAAAAACUCUUGGUAUGGUUCGGUCGAUCAGGUCGCCAGAUUCCAUGCAGUGGUGGCAGUGUCUGCUGGACACCGAAUAGGGGGUUAUUUUUAUUUUUUAUUUUUGUGGGAGAGGAACAGGGGAGAUGUUAAAGAUAUAUUAAAUAAAAAUUAUAUGAUAUUUCUGAAAACUAAACUAAAUAAGAUUAUACAAAAAAUUACGAAAAUCCUACUUUUUGAAUAGGCCUGAAACAUUUUUGCAGGUUUAUCGACAAAAUAUGUCGACUAUUGUUUAGUAAUUAAAUAUUGUAUAAGCCUCCCAAGAAAAGGUGGUUUGAAAAGUCCCAACAAAAUCCGAAUCUUUUUAUGCUCAUCGUAAUAAAUAUUAGCUAGUUCACACAAAAGCCAGCUUAUACUCCUAGAUCAGAAAAAUAUGACACUUUGAAAAUUCACAUGAUCAGAAUGUUAAUUUGACUAUAGCUUUUAUAUAAGUACCAUCUAUAGAAUUAUUAAAAAUUUAUGGACUGUCUAUUUGUUGUAAGUCAAAGUCAGGGAAUAUUAGUACUAUCCGAGUACUUUUGAAUCUCUUUUCUGUUUAAAAUAUUUAAAAUUCCUAGCCGUCUGAUCUACUCACCAGCCGUUGGAUCAGCCAAACCUAACACCCCACUCCAUCCCUCGCUCUCUAUCGUUGCCGCUGCCGCCGCCCACCUCCCCGCGCCCGGCCGCACCCCCGCCGCUUCUCCCCCGUCGAGGUCAGGCUCCGGUGAUCUCGAAAACCCUAACCCUGUGACUCUGUACCCUAACCGUCGCCGGAGCACGCGUCCGGAGGCUCCCAGAACCCUACGCGGAGGGAGCUCACCAAGGGAGAGAGAUGAGGGAGGUGGUGACGGUGCAGGUCGGCGGCUUCGCGAACUUCGUCGGCGCUCACUUCUGGAACUUCCAGGAUGAGCUGCUCGGCCUCGCCGACGACGCCGGCGCCGACCCGGUGUUCAGGGCAGCCGCGCUCGACACGGACGUGCUGUACCGCGCCGGCGAGACGCACCAGGGCGUUGCCACCUACUGCCCCCGCUUGGUAUCUGUUGGCGCUCGAGGGUCUCUUGGCUCGUUAAGUUCCUCCGGUACUCUGGGUCCGAGUAGUGCUGCUGCAGAUCAGCUCAACGUGGUCUCAUGGUCUGGAAAUGUGACAAGAUCAGUCGAAAAACGUCAUGAGCGGAACUUGUUUCUGCAAAGCUUAUCUGAAGAAGGGCAGAACCCAAGCACUAGCAAUGGUCAGAACAAGUCCCAGGAAAGUGUUGAAGAUAAGGACCUGGUCGAAAGCCUAGAGAAUGGAGUCAAGUUUUGGACUGAUUAUUCAAAAGUUCAGUAUCAUCCUCAGAGCUUGUAUGAGUUGCAUGGGUCAUGGACAGACUUUGACAAGUUUGAUAACUAUGGGACUGCAAGGGAGGUGGUUUCAGAAUGGUCUCAAAUGGAAGAGAUGAAUGAGAGGCUCAGAUUCUUUGUUGAAGAAUGUGACCAUAUUCAGGGCAUCCAGUUUGUUGUGGAUGAUUCAGGAGGUUUUUCCAGUGUAGCUGCACAGUAUUUGGAGAGCAUCGCUGAUGAUUACACAAAUACACCUGUAUUGCUGUAUUGUGUGAGGGAUCCAGUCUCCCAUGUAUCUCGCAGGAAUCAACACGAAUCCAUUAUAAGAUCUUUGCAUGAUGCUGUAUCAUUUUCAAAACUUUCAUCCUUUUGCAAUCUGAUGGUACCAAUAGGGCUGCCUUCUCUAAGUUACUUUUCGCCUUUGCUUUCUAUACAAGAUGAGAAGUGCUUCCACUCUAGUGCCGUUUGUGCUGCAGCAAUACAUUCAGUAACUGUUCCAUUUAGACUACAACAUGUAGGCCCAGCUUCAGACUUGGUACAUUCAUCUGGCAACCUUGAUAUUGGUGAGCUUGUGCACAUGAUAUCUGAUCAGGGUAGGCAGAACAUGGUUACCGCUCUGGAUUUAGCGAUGCCUGCACCUUCUUUGACAGAUAGAAAUGAUCUGCAGAACAUACAAAGGAGCUUGCACUCUUUGACCCCUGAAAUCGGUGAUGAAGAUGAAGAUCCUUAUGCUGUUGAAUCAUUGGUGGUCCAUGGAACUCUGGAUGCAGGUGGGCAUAGGGUUUCCAUAUCACAAGUGGACUCUGUCUGUUCAUCUUUUGAAGGCAGGAUGACAAAACCAAAGUUCUCUCAUCUCUCAGUAUCACAAUGCCCCCUCCCAAUCCCACUCCCAUUCCCAUCCAUCUUCGGGGGCAGUAUAGGCCGGCAUGGUGAGAUCCUCAGCAACCACUCAGAAGGAACCCGGCCAAAGGGUUCACUCGACGUCGUCUCAGUACCGAUGGCGGCACGCCUAAGAUCGAGCAACGUCAUAUUGCCUUUCAUAGAGAGGCGAUCGGCGAGCCUUCAAAGGCUUGGUGCGGCCAGAGGCGCGCUGGGGGCUCAGAUCCUCCGGGACUGGGGCUUUGAGAAGGAGGAGGUCGAAGACAUGAGAGAGCAUCUGGUGAAGAUGCUGCGCCCGUUUUAUCCUGAAAUGGAUCUAACGUCAGAUUCCGAUUAGAUGGACCAUUUUUGUGAGCAUAUCACGGAGAUCGGCUCAGUUUGGGUCUGUGGAAACUGUGAUGUAGCUGCCAUGCGAUGUUGUGUUGUGACGAAUUCCUGUGAUCUGUGUACAAUGGAUGAGCAAUUCAUGUAGUUCUGAAAUAUGUUCAUGUAUAUGUUGAGAAAACUGGAGGCGAGAUCGGGUUGUCACACUGGCACUGUGUCGGCACUCUGAUGCACGUGCAUCUGGGCACGGCGGAUGUGCGCCACGUGCAGCUGUUGUAACAUUCUGAUGUUUCAGUUCAGACGCAAAACUCCAUAUCUGUGCCGUA
Messenger RNA from Phragmites australis (common reed), 3107 nucleotides. RefSeq lists its product as uncharacterized. Bases 1091 to 2794 code for a protein of 567 amino acids. Gene Ontology annotation, cellular component: cytoplasm. Lineage: Eukaryota; Viridiplantae; Streptophyta; Magnoliopsida; Poales; Poaceae. The transcript has 9 exons. The record is from RefSeq and is a predicted model, not a curated record.